Bursaphelenchus xylophilus (pine wood nematode) is the source of this 6685-nucleotide messenger RNA. NCBI's taxonomy places the organism in Eukaryota, Metazoa, Nematoda, Chromadorea, Rhabditida, Aphelenchoididae. The record is from the annotation of a GenBank genome assembly.
AUGAUGUCUGCCUUUAAAGCUGUAAUAUUUGAUCUCGGUGGAGUCUUGUAUCCCUUCAGGGAUUACAGUAAAUUCCAGAGGAUUACUGCAAGAGGUAUGCUUUAUUCUCUAAAUUAAAAUAAUUCCGUUUAGCUGCCGCUGAUCCCUGGAUAAAAGAAAAGCUUACUGGAUGGCAAGAAGGCAAGUAUCCAGUGUCCGAGAUCCAGGAGUUUAUUGUUGAUGCCUUUGGGGAACUUGUAUGUUUGUUUUCGUACUAUACUAUACUCAAAGGCGCAAUAUUGCGCAAAUUUAUGCCCUCUCCCUGUGGACAUUUUUUUCUUUUUUUCUCUUCUCAGACAAGAAUUACGCAUUUCUUGUCUAGUGGUUUAACAGACAAGAAAUCACAGUUUCUGGCCACGACACCCGAUUUGAUGCGUAUGUCACAAUCCUUAUACCUCUCUCGGACUUCGAAAUUCGCUCGGCCCAUAUUAUAUAAAUCCUUCGUUUAUUUGUAUACGUGUCUGGAUGUUAAAGUCUAAAAUAUAAUAGUACAACGAAUUCUUCUUCACUAAGCAUUCGUUUGGUUUUAAUUUAUGAGGAACGUAAAACUACAAGAAAAAAUGUUUCUGAACAUGUUCAGUUGAUUGAGUUGAAUUAUUUCCAUAUGCAUAUGUGUUUUCCUUGACUUAUAGAGUGUAUACAUAUAUUUUUGUGGAGUUGAAUUUAAAAUUGUAAUCAUUUCAGCCCCCUAACUGUACAGAUCUUGAGAAUAUCAACUUCGACGAAGUUGUUGGUCCUAAGGUAAGCAUUCCUUUUGUUUUAUUUCAAUACUUACCAGGGAAGCAGUCUGGCGCUUAGAUUUUCCUUAAAUUUUGCACAAACCUCUGGCAAAUGCGACACAUCAAUUUCUAAAAAUUUUAGCGCGCGCUUUGCAUUCGACGAUCUUUGCGGCCGAACGAGUAUGCAAAAAACGCGGAGUGCGGAGAAAAACGCCUUUUGGCCGUAUCAUUGCCAGUUCUGUGCUCUUCGGAUUUCUCCUGAAAAAUGAAAAACCGAAUCUUCGCCUGCAAGGAGGCUUUUGACAUAGGGGUUUUGUUAAAAAAUUUUUUUUUUAUGAAUUUGUGCCAAGUUUAAUCAGAAUCUGCACUUGUAGUAAAUUCCCUGUUGGUUAUACUAUACUGUAAACACCUUUUAUUUUAUAGCAUGAAAAAAUUUGGGCAGCUAUCGAGCAGAUCAAAAAACAUGGCCUGAAAGUGGCAUUGCUUACAAACAAUGGAUGGUGGACUCCCAGGAAAGGACGGACAGUUAUUUGCGAUGACUUGAGUCUAUUCGAUGUGGUAGUAGAGAGCUGUAAAGAGGGGAUCUGCAAACCACAUCCAAAGAUUUUUCAGGUUAGACAACUUAUCAUUGUUUUAUUGGAGGUUACCAGCAGCUGUUUAGUACUAGUCGCCGCAAAAAGUCUUUGGAAUUUUCUGCGACUCUGCACUGUGCACAAACCCGAAAACACAUUUUGCACCGUGCAUCCGGCCCGAAAAGUGCUUUUGCACAGUGCAAUUUUGUUGUUUUUGCCUUAUUGUCGCGCGCGAUUCCCAUUUUUCUCAGCGACAAAUCGACUUUUCGGGGUGCGACGGAAUUUGGGGGCCGCGAAAAAUUCCAAAGACUUUUUGCGCCGACUAGUACUAGUCGCGACAUAAAGUCCGUAGAAUUUUCUGCACUGUGCAUAAACCCGAAAAAGCAUUUUGCACUGUGCAUUCACCCGAAAACACAUUUUGCACUGUGCAAUUUUGUUGAUUUUGCCUUAUUGUCGCGCGCGAUUCCCGUUUUUCGCAGCGACAAAUCAACAUUUCGGAGCGCGACGGAAUUUGGGGGCCGCGAAAAAUUCUACGGACUUUAUGUCGCGACUAGUAAUUAUCAGUCUGGCCGAAAAAGAACCGGCCUCCCCGAACCCUUCCGUCGCACUCACUCCAAACCCCAAUUUGCACCGCGCAGAAAUUUGGAGGACGUCGCCGAAGAAAAGAGCAAAAACGACGCAUCGCCAGCGAUAAAUGGGGGUUUUGCACGGUGCAAAUGCCCUUUUUCUGCUGUUUCGCACUGUGCAAUCAACAAAAUUCCCACAAAUUCAGCGAUCUUUCGAUGUCGCGCGCACUUUUGCGAUGCAUCGCAAAAACAUUCAAUUUCGAGGUUGCGAUUUCGAUGCGCGAGGGGGGCCGGUUCUUUUUCGGCCAGACUGAUAUCAGUCUGGCCGAAAAAGAAUUGUCCUCCGCGCCCCCCUCCAUCGCACUCACUCGAAACCCCAAUUUGCAUCGCGGAGAAAUUUGGAGGGCAUCGCCGAAAGAAAGAGCAAAAACAACGCAUCGCCAGCGAGAAAAGUGGGUUUUGCACAGUGCAAAUGCCCUUUUUCUGCUGUUUCGCACUGUGCAAUUCCACAAAGGGUCUAUAUUUUUCUCCCAGAAUUAAAAAUAUUUUUCCCCAGAAAAGAGCAUUAUAGAAAAACUCCUAUUUUCUCCCAGAAAAAAUAUAUUUUCUCCCAGAAAGAAAAUAUUUUUCCCCAGAAAAGAGAAUUAUGAAAAAAAAUGCUAUUUUCUCCCAGAAAAGAAAAUAUUUUCUACCAGAAAACAUGAUUUUGUAAAAAUAAAGCACGGAAUUAGUAAAAAUUAAUGAAUAAGUAACUUUACUAGUAAAAUAAAUUAAGCAGUAGCGUAAAAUAGUAUUUGUAGUAAGUUUUUUGAGGAAAUACUGGAAAGAGAUGUAAUCGACGGUGCUGAUUUCAAAAAUGAUGCUCAUUUUUUGUGAUUUUUACUUUUUUGUGGUCAAAGGGUGCAUUGACAGCCUGUCUGUGUCGUCUUCUGCGUCAGGAAGAACAUUCAGAUUUACAAUAAGAGAAACCCAUCCAUAUUUUCAUUGGGAACAAAAGACAUCCAAGAAUAAACCAUUAAAGAAUUCAUUCAUGCAUGCCUUUGUAUAAAUCAUUAUAAUUCUUACUUGUUUUUAAACUCAAUUAAGAAGUCGUCUAAAGUAAUAUCAUCUGGAAGUUGAAAAUCUGAAAAAAAAAUUAGAAAAACGUGGGAUUUCCAGCUUUGUUGCAAGUAGUAAUGUAAAAUACGAUCCAUGGGUCCCAAAGAAGUGCAUAAUAUCGGAUUCGAACUGACUGACAUAUUGACUUGUCGUGCUGAAUUAUACCUUUAGGAUAUCAACGUCUUCGACAUCACUAUCUUUUAGAAGGUAGUAAUCUCUCAUGUUUUAUUCUUGAAUGUCUUUUUUUCCCGAUGAAGAUAAGGAUGAAUUUCUCUUAUUGUAAAUCUGAAUGUUAUUCCCGGCGCAGAAGGCGAAAAAGAAAGGCUGUCGAUGUACACUUCAAUGCACUCUUUGAGCACAAAAAAGUAAAAAUCACAAAAAAUUAGAAUCAUUUACGAAAUCAGCACCGUCGAUUACAUCUCUUUCCAGUAUUUCCUCAAAAACUUACUACAAAUAAUAUUUUACACUACUGCUUAAUUUAUUUUACUAAUUCCGUGCUUUAUUUUUACAAAAUCAUGUUUUCUGGUUUCUGGGAGAAAAUAGCAUUUUUUUCAUAAUUCUCUUUUCUGGGGAAAAAUAUUUUCUUUCUGGGAGAAAAUAUAUUUUUUCUGGGAGAAAAUAGGAGUUUUUCUAUAAUGGUCUUUUCUGGGGAAAAAUAUUUUUAAUUCUGGGCGAAAAUAUUUUUCCCUUCCACAAAUUCAGCGAUUUUUCGAAGUCGCGCGCACUUUUGCGAUGCAUCGCUCAAACUUUCGGUGCCGCUCAUUUUCGAGGGUGCGAUUUCGAUGCUGCGACGAGGGUAAUUCUUUUUCGGCCAGACUGAUACUACUAGUCGCGACAUAAAGUCCGUAGAAUUUUUCGCGGCCCCCAAAUUCCGUCGCGCUCCGAAAUGUUGAUUCGUCGCUGCGAAAAACGGGAAUCGCGCGCGACAAUAAGGCAAAAUCAACAAAAUUGCACAGUGCAAAAUGUGUUUUCGGGUGAAUGCACAGUGCAAAAUGCUUUUUCGGGUUUAUGCACAGUGCAGAAAAUUCUACGGACUUUAUGUCACGACUAGUAGUCGCGGAAAAAAGUCCUGGGAUUUUCUCGCGCCCCCCAAAUUCCGUCGCGCCUCGAAAAGUUGAUUUGUCGCGGGAAUCGCGCGCGACAAUAAGGCAAAAUCAACAAAAUUGCACUGUGCAAAAGCACUUUUCGGGUUCAUGCACAGUGCAGAGUCGCAGAAAAAUCCCAGGACUUUUUUCCGCGACUAGUACUAGUCCUUCCGUAAAGUCGCUGGAAUGUUUUCGGCGACAUGCACUCCGCGAAAACGAAAGUUCACUUUGCACUGUGCAAUUUUUGGCUUUUUGCACAGUGCAAUAAGCUUUUUUGGGACGUCGCUCGCACCCUGAGUUUUCUUGCACAGUGCGCGUCGCCGAAAUCAUUCCAGCGACUUUACGGAAGGACUAGUACUAGUCCUUCCGGAAAGUCGCCGGACGGAAAUCGGCGACAUGCACUCCGCGAAAACGAAAGUUCACUUUGCACUGUGCAAUUUUUGGCUUUUUGCACAGUGCAAUAGGCUUUUUGGGGCUGUCGCUCGCACCCUGACUUUUUUCGCACAGUGCAAACGUCAAAAAUCAGUCCGGCGACUUUCCGGAAGGACUAGUACUAGGCGGGCCAAAAAGUCUUGACAUGUUUUCGCACCGUGCGGGCGCAUGAAUUCGGUGUCGCGACGAGGUGUCGCGCGAUAAAACCUUUGGCGGGGUGCGAAUGAAGAACGCACUGUGCGUUGUUUCCCCCUUUCAAAACAAUCUUUUUUGCACUGUGCGGUGUCGCAUUGCACCGUAAAUUUUUCUUGUCGCCGCGCGACAAAUUGCAUGCACGACGGCGCACGUCAAGAAAAAGUAAAAGAAAAACGGGCGCCCAAUGAAAAAGCCUAGAAUUUUUUUUGGCAUUCUGCCCGGUGCAAAUCCGUUUUUGUCCAAAUGGUUUUCAAUAUUUUGACAUAAAGAUUAUUAGUAAAUCACAAGAUAUUGAUACCAAUAGAAAGCUCGAGAGUUGCUUAAGCUAAUAGAACCAAAAUAUACCCAUAAUCAUAGUAUUUUGACAGUCUUCCAAGGCGAAGAAAACAACGUCUAAAUAAAAUUUUGUAUCGACGAUACCGAGUCAGAGAGAACUGGAAGGGGGUAUAGGCUCCACGUCAAAAAAAUCGUUAAACUAUUCUUCGAGUAUCUACAUCGGUCUCGUCCCGCUUGAUGGGACAGUUUUUUUGAUAUUCGGCCUUGAAAUUUGCACUAUUUUUAGCCUAGCUCGAACCGUGUUCAAAAAAUGCGUCACGAUGACACCCAUUCAGAAUGUGCCAGUGGUAUAAAAAAUAGUUGUAUACGACUAGUAGUACUCCCUAGAGCUCCCAUAAAAAAAAUUAGGUUAAACAUUGUUGUUAUGUGCAAUUUGGAUGACAGAUUUUAUGAAUUUUUUUUCGCUGUGAGAACCUUUGCAAUGCCCGCAAUUUCUUGACGUGCGGCGCACUGUGCAGACAUGUCAAGACUUUUUGGCCCGCCUAGUACUAGUCCGUUCGUAAAGUCGCUGGAAUGUUUUCGGCGACAUGCACCCCGCGAAACCGAAAGUUCACUUUGCACUGUGCAAUUUUUGGCUGUUUGCACAGUGCAAUAGGCUUUUUCGAGCUGUCGCUCGCACCCUGAGUUUUUUCGCACAGUGCACUUCGCCGAAAUCAUUCCAGCGACUUUACGGAAGGACUAGUACUAGUCGCGGAAAAAAGUCCUGGGAUUUUCUCGCGCCCCCCAAAUUCCGUCGCGCCCCGAAAAUUUGAUUUGUCGCGGGACUCGCGCGCGACAAUAAGGCAAAAUCAACAAAAUUGCACUGUGCAAAUGCACUUUUCGGGUUCAUGCACAGUGCAGGGUCGCAGAAAAAUCCCCCGACUUUUUUCCGCGACUAGUACUAAAAAGUCCUGACAAUUUUCGCACCGUGCGAAACUUUGGGUUUUGGACGUCGCCCCUGCAAAUUCGGGUUCGUCGCGCGCAAAAGUGCAUGUCGCUAGUGAAAAAAAGGGAAAUUGCGGCGACAAAUGCGAAAUGAAAGAAGAAUGCACGGUGCGAAAAUUGUCAGGACUUUUGAGCGCGAUUAGUAUUCGCGGGCGGACUUUUCGGGUCGACGGCAGUUCGUGUCAAUACAAAAUCGGUCGAUGCGCGGUGUAGGGCAGGCGGAGACCCACAAAAGUGGUAGGAGGUACCUAGGAGCCUGACGAAACCGUCGUUUAAUGCUGGCGGACUUUCGGCGAAGGCUUGCCGGAUAAUGGAGGCGAUCCACAGUUGACCUGAACUGUGUCGCUAACCCCAAAAGUCGCAACACCCACCAUUAUUUUUUUUAUCCUAAUCUUAUUUUUUUAUUCCUUAUUUAGACGACUCUAAAAAGGUUGGGAUUGGAAGGACCUCAAUGUUUGUUUGUCGACGAUCUGCCAAAGAAUAUUGAGGGUGCUCGGAAAUUGGGGAUCCAUGGCAUCCAGGUGAGCAACUAUGAUUAGAUAAAAAAAACGUUUAUUAAGUGUAUAUUAGAUAUAAUACUUUUGACGUUCCAGAUGAUUGAUCAAAACCAAGAUUUGGUGGUCCACAAACUGGAGCAGGCUCUGCAACUUCCCCUCCGCAACAUUCCCCCUUACUCCAUUAACCAAAGUACAGUAUCUCAACCCAUCGCGCGACUAUAA